This is a messenger RNA of Eruca vesicaria subsp. sativa (arugula), 719 nucleotides long. The record is from the annotation of a GenBank genome assembly. Lineage: Eukaryota; Viridiplantae; Streptophyta; Magnoliopsida; Brassicales; Brassicaceae.
GAAUUAUUGUGGUGAAGAAGAAGAGGCAAAGCAAUGGGGGAGGAAGCAAAGAUCUUUACUCUUUCAGAAGUUUCAGAGCACAACCAUGCUCAUGACUGUUGGAUCGUCAUCAAUGGAAAGGUGUACAAUGUAACCAAGUUCCUUGAAGACCAUCCAGGUGGUGAUGAAGUUCUCUUGUCUUCAACAGGCAAGGACGCAACGGAUGAUUUUGAGGACGUGGGGCAUAGCGAGAGCGCAAGAGAGAUGAUGGAACACUACUACGUUGGAAAGAUUGAUCCCACAACAAUCCCAAAGAAAACCAAGUACACACCUCCUAAACAGCCUCACUACAACCAAGACAAGACCUCCGAGUUCAUAAUCAAGAUCCUCCAGUUCCUUGUACCCCUUGCCAUUCUCGGUUUGGCAGUUGGGAUUCGGAUCUACACCAAGUCAGGAUAGUCUUCUUUUUAUCUGACCAUUACUUCCAUAUAAUAUAGAGAUGUAAGUCUUUUGAGAAGACAAAUCUCUAAGUCUCUCCCUUUGUUCCUGUCUCUGUGUUCCCAUCUUUUGUUGUGUGAACGUGUUUUGGAUAUUUGUUGUGAUGAAAGUUGCAUUUAAACUGCAUUCUUGCAGAAAUGCUACUGAUAUUGAUCUAAUAUUAUUCAUAUUGUUAAGAAUUUUGAAGAUUAUAACACUUUCUUAGCUCGCAGUGUCAAAAGAUGAAUCUAUAGAGGAGAAAC